Dermatophagoides pteronyssinus (European house dust mite) is the source of this 1766-nucleotide messenger RNA. RefSeq names its product protein ABHD1-like. NCBI's taxonomy places the organism in Eukaryota, Metazoa, Arthropoda, Arachnida, Sarcoptiformes, Pyroglyphidae. The record is from RefSeq and is a predicted model, not a curated record. Gene Ontology annotation, molecular function: acetylesterase activity; monoacylglycerol lipase activity. Gene Ontology annotation, biological process: medium-chain fatty acid biosynthetic process; medium-chain fatty acid catabolic process.
AUUUUAUUCUAUAAUUUUGAAAUCCUCAAUAACGGAUUGUUGAUUUUGUGUUUGUGUGUGUUAGUGUUAAUACGUUCCAAUUUUAAAUUCUCCAUUAUUAAUAUUGUCAUUGUUGCCGUUACUGUUUGCAAUUUUUCCGUUAUUAUUUCCGUAUAAUGGAAACUUGGGUGAGGCAAAUUCCAGAAUUAUUUUGGAUAAGCACAGAACGUGUUGAAUUUGGAUUGAAAGAGCUGAGCAGUCAACUAAUGCUGCGUUCACCUCCAACGGAUUGGUUGACAAUAUUGUUUGAUUUGGCUAACAAUGCUACUGAUCUUUUGAUCAAUUUCUAUCUGGUCAAUCCUCGAACGUUCUUUGCAAUAUUAUUGUUUUUAUGUUAUGUUCUCUAUUAUAUUCGCAAUGUUGUCCAUAAACCAAUGUUCGUAUGCGCUGAAGGUCGUUUUAAAUGGUUCAUUAAGGCCAAUUGUCCGAUUGUUAACGAAAAUUAUUGGCCAACAAUAUGGUGCUAUGAGACUCAUUUGCUCACUCCUAUUUCCAAUUUUCUUCGCAGUCUUAUACCAGAAUUAAAAUAUCAUAGAGAAAUAUUAUCCACUUCAGAUGGUGGUCAGAUCUCAUUGGAUUGGUAUAAUCCUGAUGGCAGUGAAACAAAAACUGUUUCGAAUCGUCAAGAACAAAGUUCGCCGACACAUUCCAUGCAUGAACAAUCUUUCCAUAGCAAACCGAUCGUUCUUUUCCUACCUGGAUUAGCAGGAUCAUCACAAGCCGAGUACAUCAAGUCAUUGGUUCCAAUUGCUCAUCGAAUCGGUUAUCGUGUGGUUGUCAUUAAUUAUCGAGGACUAGGAAAUACUCCUUUAUUGACUCCUCGAAUGUAUUGUGCAGCCGAUGAUGCUGAUCUGCGUACAGCAUUGGCUCACUUACGUGAAACGAAUCCAAGAGCAAAAAUCAUAGCAGUUGGCAUUUCGUUAGGUGGUAUCAUCUUGGCAAGAUAUCUGAUUAGAUCGGGAUAUCAUUCAUUGGUAGAUGCAGCAUUCAUGGUGUCAGUCUGUUGGGAUAUAAUGGAAGGUAUUGCCAGUAUGGAAAAAGGUUUGAAUUUUGCUCUAAAUCAACAUCUCACUCGAACAUUAGUGGGCAUUGUUGAAGCUAAUAGGGAGAUAUUUCAGAAAUUACCAAACAUCGAUAUCGAUGCAGUUAGUAAAUGCCGUAACCAAAGAGAAUUUGAUGAAAAAUUCACCAUACGUAUGUUUAACUUUGAAAGUGUUUCUCAUUAUUAUUGCGAAAGCAGCCAUAAAGGAAAGAUUGCUUGCAUUAAAACACCAACAUUCUGCAUCAAUGCUGCCGAUGAUAUGUUUAUGCCUUUAGAACAUUUACCAUUGGAUGAAGUGCUUCAAAGUAAAAAUGUAGCAAUGUUGGUCACACAACGUGGUGGUCAUAUCGGUUUCAUGGACGGAUUCCUACCGAAUCUUAAAUGUGAAUUCUACUCUGAACGAGUAGUUGAACAAUAUUUGAGAGCAUUAUAUCAUCUGUCUGAUAUAAAACACGAUUUACUAUUGUGAUCUUUGCAAUUCUAAUAAUUUCGUUGAUUGUUUGCUCCAUUAUUCAGUGUUUAUCGGUUUAUUUAUUUUUUUAGUUUGUUUUUCCAUUCUUUCGAAAUUCUAUAUAACCAACCGAUAUCUGACAAAUUGUAUCAAAAAUGUGAUUGUUUUAAAAAUAUAAAUUUAUUUAAUUUAAAAUCACAAAUUUAGAAAAAUAAAACAUUUUUAACAUGUGUU